AGUAGCACAGAGCCAGCCUCCAACCAGUCUACGCUGUUCCUGCUUGCUCUGUUUUUUUUCUAAGGUUGGAGAGCAAGAUUAGGCACAAGGACAGCAAACAAACAGGACCAAAACAAACACGGCCGUGUUUCACCGUGGGGGAUUCCGUGUUCCGUGCAGGAGCAUCUCUGGCACUCGCUGAUUGAGGUGAAAGGAGCACAAAAACAGAAAGCAGGAUGUCAGCCAGAGGAGGAAAGAAGAAAGCAACCAAGCUCUCCCGUUCAUCCAGGGCAGGUGUCAUCUUCCCCGUGGGGAGGAUGAUGAGGUACCUGCGCACUGGAACGCACAAAUACCGCAUUGGUAUGGGGGCCCCAGUUUACAUGGCCGCAGUCAUCGAGUACCUGGCAGCUGAGAUCUUGGAGUUGGCAGGAAACGCCGCGCGGGACAACAAGAAAGGCAGAAUCACUCCCAGGCACAUCAAGCUGGCUGUGGCCAAUGACGAGGAGCUGAACCAGCUGCUGCGGGGGGUCACCAUAUCAAACGGGGGCGUUCUGCCUCGGAUCCACCCAGAACUACUCUCCAAGAAGAGGGGAAGCCGGGUGAAGGUGGACAGCCAGGCGUCUGCAGAGAAGGAGGAAACCUCAAAGAGGAAGAAACCCGUCAAAACCGUCAAGAAGGUCAAAGGCAAACGAGGCCGUAAGCCAAAGAGCUCAGACGGCGAGUCUGUACCAAACUCCACAGCUGAAGACGGCCCAGGAGAGGGAUUCACUAUCCUGUCAGCAAAGAGCCUCUUCCUCGGACAAAAGCUUUCACUAACAGAAAGCGAACUCAGCAAAAUCGGAACAAUCAAAGUGGAGGCCAUAAUUAACCCCACGAAUGCAGAGAUGGACCUCAAAGAUGGAGUCGGAAACGCCCUGGAGAAAGCCGGAGGCCGAGAGUUCCUGGAUGGAGUCAAGGAGCUAAGGAAAGCACAGGGGCCUCUGGAGGUGGCAUCAGUGGCAGUAGGCCAGGCCAAUGGGAUGGCGGCCCGCUUCAUCAUCCAUUGUAACGUCCCUCAGUGGGGUUCAGAGAAGUGCGAGGACCAGCUGGAGAAGACGGUGAAGAACUGCCUCUCUGCUGCCGAGGAGAAGAAGCUCAAGUCUGUGGCUUUCCCUUCACUUCCCGCUGGACGGAAUGGUUUCCCAAAGCAAACAGCCGCUCAGCUCAUCCUCAAGGCCAUCUCCAACCAUUUUGUGUCGUCCACUAGCUCCUCUCUGAAGAACAUUUACUUUGUGUUGUUUGACAGCGAGAGCAUCGGGAUCUACCUUCAGGAAAUGGCCAAGCUGGACACCAAGUGAGGCAUCCCACCGUAGGCGUUUGUUUUCUAACUGUUGUUUGUCGCCGCUGGUGUAGAUAGGUGGUAUGACAGUAGGAGUUUCUCAUGUGGAGUCGUCUUUGGUUUAAGAGAAAAUCCCAAAUAUCUGUGAGUGGAGUGCUGUUCACAUUUCUGUUCCUUCAGAAUAUUCUGGUUCUUUUUAGAUUAGAUAAUUUAAAUCUGUACGGUUUGCUUUGGAUGUUUCAUUGAUGUUUUUACAUUCCAUGUACAAAUUUAACAGUUUUUCUCCAGCCUGUAGUUUCUGAUACAGUUAGUUUACUAAAAAACAAACGACUGUGGUUCUCAUUCUGCUUUGAAAUAAAAACUCGGAUGUUUUACA
Molecule: messenger RNA, 1673 nt
Organism: Cheilinus undulatus (humphead wrasse)
Lineage: Eukaryota; Metazoa; Chordata; Actinopteri; Labriformes; Labridae
Product: core histone macro-H2A.2
Exons: 9
Coding region: 216-1316 (366 amino acids)
Biological process (GO): nucleosome assembly
Cellular component (GO): nucleosome
Molecular function (GO): protein heterodimerization activity; structural constituent of chromatin; DNA binding
Source: RefSeq, a predicted model, not a curated record